UCUCUCUCUCCAGAAAUCCAAGUUCUCUCCUGUUUCUCUGUAUUUCCAUCUCUCUCGUCCCUUUCAGAGUAGAGAGAGAGAGGGCAAAGUGUAAAAAGAGGGAGUGAAAGAUGAGAACCCACCAAAGCGUGCAUUAAAAGAACGCGAGAGAUAAAUAAAAAAAAAAAAGAGGAGGAAAAGGCAAAGCUUGAUUCGUAUAAAAUCCCACCACCAUCCAUCACAAACCCUUAUCAUAGUUUAAGAACAUUUCUCCUUUUUUUUUUUGUGGGGCUUUUUCUGUAAAGGGGUUUUCAGGUUUUUAAGCAGGGCUUAGGGGUUUGGUGAGUUGUAGGGUUCUUCUCUCUCUCCCUCUAGUUUCAUAAAAGCUCAUUUUUUAUGCUGAAAAGGGUUCUUGUGAUGAUAUCAAGAUGUGGGUUCUCAUGGGUUUAGGCAAAGUUUCUUCUUUUGCGUUAAGUUGUUAACUUUUGGACAAAAAUUCUCGGUUUUUCAAGUGUUGGGCCGUUGAAUCACUUCCGUGUUUGGCCAUCUUGUUAGCGAAACGAUCGCUAGAAGAUUUGAUACCCAUCUAACAAAUGGAGGGUUCUGCAAGAAACGGUGAAAUCUGUCCGAAGCUUCUGAAUCUGAUCCCUAAAGACAGAGAAUGGUUCCACGACGAUAAAUCGAGCCAUGGAUGUUGCAACACAGAGGAGAAGAAGCUCGAGCUGAGGCUUGGUCCCCCUGGUGGCGAUGAAGGUUGCUUGGCAAUGAAGAAGAACACAGACAACAGAAACAAGAACAAGAACAUGCUGAACGUCAAACAUGAAACAGAGGACAAGUCCCUGCUCUGUCUCGGUAGACACUUUUCUCCUUCCACAACCAAAACCACAGCUGUUCCUCACAGCUCCCAGAAAAGAACUGCUCCUGGUCCAGUGGUGGGUUGGCCACCGGUCCGUUCCUUCAGGAAGAAUCUAGCGAGCGCAAGCUCUUCGAAGGCGGGAAACGAGUCCUCCAAUGGCGGACAGGGCAAGUGUGAUGCUGAAAAACCAUUCGAAUCUAAGACAAAAGGUCUGUUUGUGAAGAUCAACAUGGAUGGUGUUCCUAUUGGUCGUAAAGUCGAUCUCAACGCCUACAGCAGCUAUGAACAGCUGUCUUCGGCCGUCGACAAGCUCUUCAGAGGCCUUCUUGCAGCUCAGAUAGAUUCCUCUGGUCGUGGAAACAAGCUAGGAGAGGAGAGACCGAUCACCCGGUUGCUGGACGGUAAUGGAGAAUAUACUCUCACUUACGAAGACAACGAAGGCGACAAGAUGCUUGUUGGGGAUGUUCCAUGGCACAUGUUCGUAUCGUCGGUGAAGAGGCUGCGGGUGAUCAAAAGCUCUGAAGUUUCUUCUGCAUUAACCUUUGGUAGCAGUAAGCAAGAGAAGAUGAAACAUUGAAUGAAGAUCUUUUGAAUGAGAAGAGAUGUUUUUGCUUACCAUUCACUUUGUCUGAAAUUUGGCCUUGAAAACUCUCUACUACUUGGCCAUGUUCUUACAGCUUUCUUCAUGUACAUGUGGUUUGUUACAUAUUAUUGUCUUUUUUUUCUUGUCCAAGUCCUUUUACUCUGUUGAGAGUUUGGAUCUGAAUCUGAUCUUUGAUGUUCCUCGAAACUUCAUAGUCCAGGCUUUGGCUUCCAUGCUUUUGUAAUCUUAACUUCUUGCCUUUAUGGAUUCCAACAUGAGUUUCCAAACA
Tarenaya hassleriana is the source of this 1707-nucleotide messenger RNA. Its product is annotated as auxin-responsive protein IAA26. Gene Ontology annotation, molecular function: protein binding. The transcript is spliced from 5 exons. The record is from RefSeq and is a predicted model, not a curated record. Gene Ontology annotation, biological process: regulation of DNA-templated transcription. NCBI's taxonomy places the organism in Eukaryota, Viridiplantae, Streptophyta, Magnoliopsida, Brassicales, Cleomaceae. Gene Ontology annotation, cellular component: nucleus. The coding region runs from base 573 to 1412 and encodes 279 amino acids.